UCAUCAGCUGCCCAGUCCACACACCACCGUCUCACUACACCCGGCGUCUUUUCUUCCCCGCUAUAAAUCUCCUGGUAACCAUGAUUCCCCGAUAAAGAAAGCCCCAUAGCCCCCCGGCCCCUUAUAUUCUCCUCCCCGCUCUCCGAGCCGUUCUGCCAUCCCCUCUUCCUCUCCGAGGCGUCCUCCGCCCUCACCGUCUUUCCCAGCAUCCUCGUCUCCCACCCACUGCCUCCGCCAUGCCCGGUCUUGUCAGCGACGCAACUCGCAUUUGGGAGCUCAACAUCUACUGGGCCUUGCACUCGCAAUGCGGGGUCUGGGAUCCGAAGGGCAAGGGCGUUGACAUCUGGGAGUGUAUCCGACCUCACAACUCCACCCCAGGCACUCAGCCUCCGAACUCAACGUACUGGCGAUACGUCGCGCGUCGAUGACCCCCUAGCAUCGCCGGUCGGACCGGUAGCCCGCGUGCAGGUCCAUCUUCGCUCUCUCCGUCCUCGGUGCUUCCCAAGCCACCCUCGACCACAACAACUCAGACACCGCGUCGUCCGCCCACCACGCACGCCAACAGCUAUCGCCCGCGCUCGUAAGCCGCCCAACGUUGUACAGCCCGUUGAGGCGCAUCCCCAACACGUCCUCGAGGCCCCAGCCUCCGGCGGAUCCCCGGGACACGCCCAGUCUCGCUGCGCAAGGCUGAGCUCGCUCGCAGGACGAUGCGCGAUCCUACCUCCUCUUCCAUCACCAAUCACCCCAUCUUCCGGGGCGUGAUGCUGCGCGACCCGUAGCAACGACCCCGUCUGUCAAGACUCACGAGCGCCAUCAUAUGUUUCGUCAUCUGCCUGCGGAUAUUAUUGCAUCUUUUCUCUCAUCGUUCCCAUCCACUCGCCUUCUCGGUCUCGCCCCCGGU
Fomitopsis serialis is the source of this 901-nucleotide messenger RNA. RefSeq lists its product as uncharacterized. The transcript has 3 exons. The record is from RefSeq and is a predicted model, not a curated record. Lineage: Eukaryota; Fungi; Basidiomycota; Agaricomycetes; Polyporales; Fomitopsidaceae. The coding region runs from base 237 to 428 and encodes 63 amino acids.